CCCCCUCGCUCCGCUCCUGCUUCCUGCUGAAGCCACGCAUGUGUUGAUCCGCGCUGCAGCAACGUGCAUCAGCUCCUCUGUGACCCCGCGGUGUUAAUCUGCAUCAGCCUGAGCUCCCUGCGUCUCUCCGCUGCGAGCGAUCAGCGGAGCUUGUUACUAAAAAAGGGGGGGGGGCUUCUCCGCCGUCCGUGGCCGGGUUUUUUUUUUGGGGCCCUGUUUUCAGGCUGUCGGUUCUGAAACGGACGCGGAAGACAGAGACGAAAAAAAGAAAAAAGCAACGCGAUAAGAAAUCCAGCUUCGCAUCGAUUUGGUCUGAUUCGGACUCCACCGCACGUCCGCCUCGGGUCUAGAUCUGAGGACCCGCUCCCGGUACCGAGCGUAAUGUAUCGUAGAGAGGAAACACAGUAAAUAGACGGACACGUCCAUCUGCACCGAAGAGGAAACCAACACGGUGAUCAUGGCUUCGCCAAAUUUAGCCUCGACAGCAAUGGCGAAGCCUUCCCUCCCCCUGAAGCUGCUGCUCGGGCUGCUGAUCGCCGUGAAUCUUCCCACAAGCUCCUUCCAGACUGAUGACGACGAUGAGGUGUCUAACAAGACGUGGGUGCUGACUCCCAAAGUGUACGAGAGUGACGUCACACACAUCCUCAACAGCCUACUAGAUGGAUACGACAACAAACUGAGACCUGACAUCGGAGUCAAACCGACAGUGAUCCACACAGACAUGUUUGUCAACAGCAUUGGCCCGGUCAACGCCAUCAACAUGGAAUACACCAUCGAUAUCUUCUUCGCUCAGACCUGGUACGACAGAAGGUUAAAGUUCAACAGCACGAUGAAGGUUUUGCGCCUCAACAGCAACAUGGUCGGGAAGAUCUGGAUCCCAGACACAUUCUUCCGCAACUCGAAGAAGGCCGACGCCCACUGGAUCACCACGCCCAAUCGCAUGCUUCGAAUCUGGAACGAUGGCCGAAUACUCUACACCCUCAGGUUGACCAUCGAUGCUGAAUGCCAGCUUAAACUGAACAACUUCCCAAUGGAUGAGCACUCGUGUCCCCUGGAGUUUUCAAGCUAUGGCUACCCCAAGGAGGAGAUUGUGUACAAGUGGAAGAGGAGCUCCGUUGAGGUUGGGGACAUUCGCUCCUGGAGGCUCUACCAGUUCUCCUUUGUGGGUCUGAGGAACACCUCUGAGAUCGUCAGGACUGUUUCUGGAGACUACGUGGUGCUGACCGUCUUCUUCGACCUGAGCAGGAGAAUGGGCUACUUCACCAUCCAGACCUACAUCCCCUGCACCCUGAUUGUUGUCCUCUCCUGGGUCUCAUUCUGGAUCAACAAGGAUGCAGUACCUGCCAGAACAUCACUGGGCAUCACCACUGUGCUGACCAUGACCACGCUGAGUACUAUUGCCAGGAAGUCUCUUCCGAAAGUGUCCUAUGUGACCGCCAUGGACCUGUUUGUGUCCGUCUGCUUCAUCUUCGUCUUCGCCGCACUUAUAGAGUACGGCACGCUGCACUACUUUGUCAGCAACAGGAAGCCGAGCGCGAAAAAGGACAAGAAGAAGAAAAACCCGCUCCUCCGGCUCUUUUCCUCAAAGCAGACACCCACGGUAGACAUCCGUCCACGCUCGGCCACAGCCAUCCAGAUGAACAACGCCACGCACAUGCAGGAGCGAGACGAGGAGUACGGGUACGAGUGUCUGGACGGGAAGGACUGCACCAGCUUCUUCUGCUGUUUCGAAGACUGCCGCUCCGGAGCCUGGCGGCACGGCAGGUUGCACAUCCGCAUCGCCAAGAUAGACUCGUACGCACGCAUCUUCUUCCCCACUGCAUUUGGUCUCUUCAACCUGGUCUACUGGGUCUCCUAUCUCUAUCUCUAGGCCCGGGUGUGAACACAUCACACAGUCUAUUACAUUCUACAUAUGCUCUGUGCCAGCAAGGGACAUUCUGAAGGAGGGGACCCACUGAAAUACCCAAUGAUCUGAUUUAAAGCAUUUGCUUUAAUUCCCUAGUUUUAAUCUUUCAAUUUCAAUCAUUCAUUUGAAAACAUUGACAGACAUUGCAAAUGUUGUAGCACUACAUUAAACUGGUACGAGGAGGUUUGUAGGUGUGCUGUGAAAAUACUGAUUGUGUGAGCAAAAUGAGUCUUAGUUUGGUUUUGAUGAUUUUAUUUUGGGCUUUUUUUUUGUUGAAAUUUUCUUUUUCUUCUGAACUGGAUUUUUAUUUAGUUCCACAGUGAACCAUUGAAAUAAAUAAAUAGCAAUUCAGAUCACAGCAAACUUCUAUGAGACAAAUCCAAACGACAUCGACCGUCUUAUCAUUUAUUCUCACGCGUCUUUUGUUUAAUUGAACAUACUAAGACACUAAUCUGAAGCACUUUAAUAGAGCUAUGUUAGACAGUGACAUCACAAUUGAUUUUGAAUGUUAAUUUAUUUUAAUUUAUUUAGCUUAAUUUUCGGCACAAUUACACAUUCUCUGUGUGUGGUCGGAGAGAGGUGAUGCUGUUUAUGGACAAUGCUCAACUGUACAGACACUGUAUAUAUUUUACUAUUACAUAGUGGUUUACAUUUAUUGCAUGCACCUUUCAGGCCAAAAAUCAACAUGUUUUAUGGUCUUCUAUUGUUGGCUAUGGAAACUAAAACAAACAAAAAAAGAGCACUGUUGGUUAUCAUUCAGGAUUUAAUUAUUCUUUUUUUUUUUAGGAAAAUUGGAAAAACAAAUGAUAAAAAAAAUGUGCCCAGUUUAUCCUUUUAAGUUGAGGGGUCGGCUUUGCAUACAGGUGGGAGGACGAGCCCAGGAUGAUUAGCUCACUGUAAAGACAACACUGACCUCUCAUCGCCUCCAUUUGCUGUUAAAAGCGAGCAUUUACAUAACGACACACUGCUGUUAGAAUUUUUUGUUAUGCAAGCUUGUACAAGAGAACCUGUACUACAAUGUUUUGUUUUUUUUGUUUUUUUUUUUUAUGAACACUCAUAUCACAUUAGUUUUUACCCUUUACAUUAGCAUCGAUAGCUGAAUUCAGACUAAUCUACACUUUGAUGCAAAUAUUAAAGCAGACAGCUGUAGGAUUUUUUAUGUGUCAUUCUUCAAAGAUGAGCCACAAAACAACAGAAUAACUAAACAAUGCAAAAAAAAUACAGAAUAUGGAUUAAAAAUAUUCGGACUUUAAGGUGCAAUAUGUAGGAAUAAGCCAGAUGAAUCGCUAACUGCUGCCGACUGUAGCUAGUUAGCUCAGUUAGCUUCACAGCUAGCGGUCUGGAGCGUUGCAGCAGUGUAAACACAAAUCUGUGACUCUCUCACCUUCUGCUGAUCAUUUUAGGAAAGUUUUGAAUGAAAUUCUUACAUAUUGCACCUUUAAGAGCUUCAAUCAAGUAAAGAACAUUUAAAAAGCAUCGGCUUGUGUUGAGAACGGAUGUGUUAGCCUUAUUAUGGAGCGUCUCACUUCCUGUGUCUCUGAGGAGAAACACAUGGAGAAUGUAAAUGACCACACAGUCAGGAAACUGAUUCACCGGCUCGGCAGAACUUCAUCUAUUCUUUACUUUUCUUUCCAUUCAAAUUUUCUUUUGUAAGGUUGUGCAAAGAGCGAAAAACACAGCGAAAAGCAUCUGAAUUGUAAAUGUUGUGUAUGAUAACAUACGACGAACAUGAAUUUCAGCCCCUCAUGGAUUUUGAUAGAUGCCAGUAUGCAACAAAUGGAGACGGAGCUGCGGUUUGAUUUGUACACUCACGAGGAAGAGGUGUAAAUCACAUUGUCUGUGUACAUAAGUUAUAAAAGGAAGAAAACACUCGUCGAGCCCUUGGGAUUUUGUAAAAGGGUAUAUAUUUUGUAAUUUCAGCAUUGUUACAGUAUAUCAUCAUACAGUAUAUUAGACUUAUUGUGUUAUGCUGGACUGACCAUGUAGAAUAUGGGGUAAUGGGGUAUUUAUUUAUUUAGUUAUUUAUUUAUUCAUUGAUGGUAUUUAUUUAUUUAUUUUAUUGAAAGAAAUUGUACUUUAUGUCCAUAUAGCCCCUGAAAAGAAACACAGAAUGCUGUCAUUUAUAUCAGACACAUUUUCGUUGAUGUGUCAAUGGAGCUUGAGCUUAUUUAUCUUGUGUUUUCUAUGUUGUGAUCGAUGUACACUACUCUCACAAAGGCCUGUCGAACUGUUAUAUCUGUUGAAUUAGUGAGUUGCAACAUUUACCUGUUGUGCAGCUUCUCAGUAGUAGACUUUAAUAUUUUCAGGGAAGAAAAAAAAAACACAAAAAAACAGUUCCCGAGCCACCAGAAGAAGAACAUCUGCUGUGACUAUUAAUUAUUUCCACUUUUUUUCCCACCACCACGAGUUUUCAUUGGUCUUGAUAUUUCAUCAUUAAUAAAGGCAUCAGUGAUGAUUCAACCACAUGCAUUUAUCAGAUUAUCUUAUAUUUCCUGCAGUUCUUUCCCUUUUGUAUUUAAUGGUGGUCCUGUUGUGUUCUGAAGCUGCUGCCUAGUAGUCUAAACCCGUCCUCAGUGUGCACAUCUCCCACAUCUUUACAGACGUACGUGUGUCGAUAGCGACGUAGGCUGGUCGUCAUCAGUGUUCAGUAGUUUACAGAAGCGUAUAAGAGUGAUUGCAUCCUACAAAGUGCCAAACUGACACACAUACAAUAGAGAAUAUCAAACAAUAAUAUCAUUUGUUAAUCCAGAACAAGCUACAAUUCAGCGUUUUCUUAGCGGAGUUCCUGCAGUGAAAGUUCCCUGAGACGUUUGAUAUUUGCUUUUUGUGUUUGUUUGUGUUUUUGUUUUUUCACACCGUGGAGAAGCAGAAGCAUGAGAAGCAGCCUGACAGAAAGUCCUGUUUGUAUCAGGGUGAACUGGAGACUUAUCUGACUCAGACUAUCUGACUUUAUUUACGAGCCCAUCUUUCUGAUAACGAGCAUGUGUUGUGUUUGAACAGUGGUGCAGAAAACAAACAGACUUUGUGGUCUUUUUCUUUUUUUUCAUGAUGAUAAAAGCUUGUUUAUUGUUUGUUUAUUAUAUUUUCUGUGCACUCUACUGUCAGUGCAGAGACACAACAGUGUGGGAGAUACUGAACAGUGUUUGUAUUCAGUAGUGUGCAUGUUGAAUACGUUUCAGUCAAACGGGGACGUGUUGAAGAAACGGGACGACUUCAAGCUUUGUUUCAUCUGGUUCAGUCCUUUCUUUGCCUGCGUUGACACACAGACUUUAUUACACUGCUUAUUUUUGACAGUGUUGGUUUUAUUUAUUUUGGACCCACAAAUGAGACAAAUAUGCGAACAGCACAUGUAGAUAUUUUCUAUUGUUAUGUAUUUUGUCAAACUGCAGAAAACAAAAUAAUACGCACUGGAGCUACAGAGCUCAGUAAAAUGUGUCCAAGAACAAAAUGAAUUUCAUAUGAUCCUCAUACAUACAGUAUGUUAGUUGUUUACCAUCUAUGUAUAUUUGAGUAUUGUAUAAAAGGGGCACUGAUCAGUUCUGUUAGGGUCUGCAUAAUAUGCUAUACAUGUACUGGAAAAAAUCCUUUUCAUAAGGGAAUUGCACAUAGCUGUGGAAUUUUACAAUAAAAUGAUUGCAUUUA
Acanthopagrus latus (yellowfin seabream) is the source of this 5548-nucleotide messenger RNA. RefSeq names its product gamma-aminobutyric acid type A receptor subunit gamma2 (gene gabrg2). NCBI's taxonomy places the organism in Eukaryota, Metazoa, Chordata, Actinopteri, Spariformes, Sparidae. The coding region runs from base 458 to 1870 and encodes 470 amino acids. Gene Ontology annotation, cellular component: dendrite membrane; postsynapse; synapse. The record is from RefSeq and is a predicted model, not a curated record. The transcript is spliced from 10 exons. Gene Ontology annotation, biological process: signal transduction; synaptic transmission, GABAergic; chloride transport. Gene Ontology annotation, molecular function: benzodiazepine receptor activity; transmitter-gated monoatomic ion channel activity involved in regulation of postsynaptic membrane potential; GABA-gated chloride ion channel activity.